AUGACUAAUCCGGCAGGCAAAGAAAAGGCACCCGAGGAAAAGGAUGUGAAAAACCCGAUGCAUAUAAAGCGUGCGUCCACGGAGAAGCUGCGUGAAAUCUUUGGCAAAUAUGCAACCCAGCAAGUGAAUGGCGAACCGUAUAUGACCAGCGAAGACUUCGUGAAGAGCUUUCUCGGACAAUCGUACAAUGAGGAAUCGAUCAAACUAAUCGCCGGUAUUGCCGACACCAGCAAGGAUGGGCUCAUCUCGUUCGCCGAGUUUCAGGCGUUCGAGGGUCUGCUCUGCACACCGGACGCCCUGUACAAAACCGCGUUCCAGCUGUUCGACCGUAACGGUAACGGCUCGGUCACGUACAGUGAGUUUGUCGAUGUUUUCAAAAAGACAGAUCUGCACGCUAAAAUACCGUUCAAACUGGACGGCCCUUUCAUACAGCUUUACUUCGGCAAGGACCGGCAGCGUGUGAUCAAUUACGUCGAGUUUAGCCAGUUUUUGCACGACUUCCACGAGGAGUGUGCGAUGGAGGCGUUCCGCUUGAAGGACACCUCCGGUUCCGGGUUUAUCUCGGCCCUCGACUUUCAGGACAUUAUGGUAAACGUGAAGAAGCAUCUGCUCACUAGCGAGGUGCGCGAUAACUUGAUUGCGGUUACCGAGGGGCACCGGGUGAGCUUUCCCUACUUUAUGGCAUUUAAUUCGCUGCUCAACAAUAUGGAGCUGAUCAAGCGCAUUUACCUGAACGCGACCAGUGGCAACCGGGCGGAACCGAUCACCAAGGACGAGCUGUUGCAUUCCGCGCAAACGAUGAGCCAGAUAACGCCACUGGAGAUAGACAUACUGUUCCAGCUGACCGGCGUUAUACAUCAGAGUGGUACAUCCAUUUGGUGGCGGCAUAGCAAAACGAUAGACAAAAAUAGACGGAUCGUGUACAAUGAUCUUAGCAACAUUGCGCCGGAACACUACAUAAAGAACAUCACGCAUCGAUUAGCAGAAAUUAAAGCCGUCGAAUCGCCCGCCGAUCGAUCGUUCUUGAUCCAGAUAAUGGAGAGCACGUACCGGUUUACGCUUGGUUCAGUUGCUGGCGCUGUCGGUGCCACGGCGGUCUAUCCGAUCGAUUUGGUGAAGACACGCAUGCAGAACCAGCGUACCGGCUCGUUUAUCGGUGAGGUGGCGUACCGGAACUCGUGGGAUUGCUGCAAGAAGGUUAUCCGGCACGAGGGCUUCCUUGGGCUGUACCGUGGUUUGGUACCGCAGCUGAUGGGCGUCGCACCGGAGAAAGCGAUCAAGCUGACGGUGAAUGACUUUGUGCGGGAUAAGCUAACGGACAAGCAGGGCAACAUUCCGCGAUGGGGCGAAGUGCUUGCUGGCGCUUGUGCCGGUGGUUCGCAAGUGAUUUUCACCAACCCGCUGGAAAUCGUGAAAAUUCGGCUACAGGUGGCCGGUGAGAUUGCGGGUGGUGCCAAGGUCCGGGCGCUCAGUGUGGUCCGCGAGCUCGGUCUGUUCGGUCUGUACAAGGGUGCGCGUGCCUGUCUGCUCCGGGACGUACCGUUCUCGGCGAUCUAUUUCCCGAUGUACGCACACACGAAGGCAGCGUUUGCGGACGACGAGGGCUACAACCAUCCGCUGACACUGUUGGCGGCCGGUGCCAUCGCUGGCAUACCGGCGGCAUCGCUCGUCACACCGGCGGACGUGAUCAAGACCCGGCUGCAGGUGGUGGCCCGCACCGGCCAAACGACCUACAGUGGGGUGAUGGAUGCGGCAAGAAAGAUUAUGGCCGAGGAGGGUCCGCGUGCCUUUUGGAAGGGAACAGUCGCUCGCGUGUUCCGAUCGUCACCACAGUUUGGUGUGACCCUAGUGACGUACGAGCUGUUGCAGCGCAUGCUGUACGUAGACUUUGGCGGAUCGCGUCCGGCCGGUUCUGACGUCGCGAAGGCAAAGGUUGAUCUAGCCCGCGUUAAUCCGGAUCACAUCGGUGGCUACCAGGCGGCCCUGCCCAUGCUGAACGGCAUCGAAACCAAGUUCGGGCUCAGUCUGCCUCGCUUCGGCAGUCCGGCACUGAAACGCCAAGCGUCUUGA
Anopheles marshallii is the source of this 2070-nucleotide messenger RNA. It is a transcript of the gene aralar1, whose product is annotated as calcium-binding mitochondrial carrier protein Aralar1. Lineage: Eukaryota; Metazoa; Arthropoda; Insecta; Diptera; Culicidae. The transcript has 10 exons. The record is from RefSeq and is a predicted model, not a curated record. The coding region runs from base 1 to 2070 and encodes 689 amino acids. Gene Ontology annotation, biological process: L-glutamate transmembrane transport; aspartate transmembrane transport; malate-aspartate shuttle. Gene Ontology annotation, molecular function: calcium ion binding; L-glutamate transmembrane transporter activity; L-aspartate transmembrane transporter activity.